Torulaspora delbrueckii is the source of this 1359-nucleotide messenger RNA. RefSeq lists its product as uncharacterized. The record is from RefSeq and is a predicted model, not a curated record. Gene Ontology annotation, biological process: regulation of cyclin-dependent protein serine/threonine kinase activity. The coding region runs from base 1 to 1359 and encodes 452 amino acids. Lineage: Eukaryota; Fungi; Ascomycota; Saccharomycetes; Saccharomycetales; Saccharomycetaceae. The transcript has a single exon. Gene Ontology annotation, molecular function: protein kinase binding; cyclin-dependent protein serine/threonine kinase regulator activity. Gene Ontology annotation, cellular component: cyclin-dependent protein kinase holoenzyme complex; nucleus.
AUGACGUUAAACGAUGAUGUUGCUCAGAGUAUAUCAACUUCGAGCGAUGUUGAUGAUCAGUUAGUUUUAGGCGAUAUGGCCGAUGAGGAUACAUUUGAGAUCCCUCUCAAGACAGGCUACUCGCACUCAAAUAACUUCUCAGAACUUAGUGAAGAGCUUGAUUCAACUUCUGAUACAGGUGGUGGCAAUAUCGAGAAGAAAGUACGCUUUGAGCCUGGCGAUGAGGCAUCCGUGCGAACCGAACAGCUUCAUUCAAGAAGCAGAGCAGGUUCGAUGAGAGGGAAGAAGAAUGUAGAGGAUCUAUUACAGUACGCUAAUCAGGUGAAUGACUAUUUAGCCCAAAAUUUGGAGAACAUCAAUACUUUCAGGUCCGAGCUGCUUAAUAGCGAGUAUCCUAAGCCGAGGAGCGAUAUGGCUACUCAGGCCACUCCAUUUUCUGCAUCCAUGUCGAAUUUUGAGCUUAGCGAUAAUGAAUAUGAAGAGCAAGAUGCUACGAACUCUGAGUCUACUGGAGAACAGAUUUCUAGCGGCAAUUUUAAUAUAUUGAAUAAGAGCGACGAUUCGUUGCUCAAGACGGUACCAAAAGAUUUUUGUUCACCAGAGAGUGGCAGCAAUGUCGAGAAGCCGAGUGUUGACCACACAUUGGAGAAUUCGCCCCAACUCAACGAUACAGAAGUUCUUAAUUCACCCGAAUUAAGCCAACAUCUUCAAGAGUUGGUCUUCAAGCCUUCUUCUACGACGAAAACCACCCCCACAGAAGAAGAUGACGCUAGUCGGUCACUCAUUUUAGACAAUGACAACAUCGAAGACCACAAGAUAAUUGAUCCUCCGCCAGAAGAAGGUAUAAAAAUCAUGCAGGAUACCAUUAAUUCCAUACUAAAAGUCUCAAAUUCAACCGAUGCGGAGAAACCGCACGAUCAGGGCAUAAGCAAUAACGAGUUUGCAACUUUCAAAAUGAAAAGUGCACCAACAGUUACGUACGAAGAAUUCAUCUCCAGAAUACAAUCCAAAUGCAUGUUUGGAUCCAUAGUUUACGUUGCGGCUGCAUUUUUAAUACAAACCCUUUUCCUUACGAGAGACAAACCCGGUGGCUCAUUAAUACUAAGGCUUCAUCUAGAUCAGGUUCACAUCCACAGACUAAUCGUAUCGACCAUCCGUGUAGCUACUAAACUGCUAGAAGAUUUUGUACAUUCCCAUCAGUAUUUUUGCAAAGUCUGUGGUGUAUCAAAAAGACUACUCACUAAGCUUGAGGUUUCACUGAUAAUAUGUUUAAAACACGAUGGCCUUGUAAUUACUAGCGGGAAACUCGCCGCAACAAGGCACAUCAGAGACGAAUUGAUGCGUAACGAAACAAAAUGA